AUGAGGGCCAAGUGGAAGAAGAAGCGUAUGCGCCGCUUAAAGCGAAAGCGACGAAGGAUGAGACAACGUAGUAAGUAA
This is a messenger RNA of Cyanidioschyzon merolae strain 10D, 78 nucleotides long. Its product is annotated as 60S ribosomal protein L41. NCBI's taxonomy places the organism in Eukaryota, Rhodophyta, Bangiophyceae, Cyanidiales, Cyanidiaceae. The coding region runs from base 1 to 78 and encodes 25 amino acids. The transcript has a single exon. Gene Ontology annotation, biological process: translation. Gene Ontology annotation, cellular component: ribosome. Gene Ontology annotation, molecular function: structural constituent of ribosome. The record is from RefSeq and is a predicted model, not a curated record.